AUGUCUCAUGGCAAACAACUUCUUCGGGAUGAGAACGGACCAUCGGUGGCUCCAGGACUUUUGAGAUUCAGAGAAUCAGGUGUUAAUAUAUCUUCAAGCAAUAAGUUGAUUGUCCUUAAACUCGCUCUAAAGCUUCCCACAGCUUCGAAUCCGAAGGAGCACGUUGUUGUUGUUGAAGAAGUGGAAUCCCACCAGCGCCACGGAAAACUCCGACUUCCCUCUACCCACGUAAUGCAUACAUCCCAGCAAACGCUUCCGAGCCGUACACCACAGCCGUACACCACAGAGAUACCAUCAAGUGAUGAAGUGAAGCAUCAAGUGAAACGGGCACUCGAAAAGCACGACUAUUGGCUGAGCUCGGCAGAACGGAACCCGCGCGAAAGGGCUUGUAGAUCAAAAAUUCAGGAUUUAAAUUAA
Molecule: messenger RNA, 417 nt
Organism: Caenorhabditis briggsae
Lineage: Eukaryota; Metazoa; Nematoda; Chromadorea; Rhabditida; Rhabditidae
Exons: 2
Coding region: 1-417 (138 amino acids)
Source: RefSeq, a predicted model, not a curated record